Messenger RNA from Dermacentor andersoni, 2330 nucleotides. RefSeq lists its product as uncharacterized. Lineage: Eukaryota; Metazoa; Arthropoda; Arachnida; Ixodida; Ixodidae. The record is from RefSeq and is a predicted model, not a curated record.
UCCUGGUGCUGCAUGGGUCGUGGGUUCCUUCGGCCGGUCGUCCUGCCGCUCUCGUCCACUAGCCGCCGAAUACGUAACAGCUGGUGGCAGCGGAUGGAGCGCUCGCUGGCGGUGGCCUUGGCGUCCGGUUUGUGUGUCUGCGUCACUUGGCGUAUGGAAAACAAAGACGACGACGGCCAUUCGAUGGCCCGUGCAUUUCCUGCUCCAUUAACACCGGCAUCACCUACACAGCAAUAAUUGGUCGCCUUGGCAAGUGGUGCCUUGUUGCGAAAAAAGGCCAGCAACCAGCACCAAGACUUAAUCUGAAGUGAGCCACUUCGUGCAAAGUUGCGGUGUUUUGAAAAUCCAUUUUGCCGGCCCGUCAAGAAUACCGAAAAAGCGCACAGCUGAACAAAGGUCAAGGUAGUGAGCGAACCGAUUCACUAUGACGCAACCAUCCCCCGGUGCUGAGCUAAUCUGCGGACUCCCGCGUGCAGCGUGGGAAUCGAUAUUCCAACUCUUGGACGGAGCCUCCCGCCUCGCUCUCACCGAGGCAGCAGCUGAGCUCACCGGAGUCGCCAACUGCAUGCGGGUCGUCGAGGCCAUAACGUUUACUUCUGACACGGAUGAAUGUACGCUUGGUGAAUACUGCGAGAAGGUGAACACGAAGAACUUGCGCCAAUUGAGGUUCACCAACUGCAUAGCUUUACCCUCCGACGUGCUCCUUGGAUUUGUCGCCAUCUGCGAUAACAUACAGGAGCUAUGCGUUGUGAACUGCGUCGUCGAGCCUCCGGCGCUUUUUAGAAUGCUCUCACAGAGGCUCGCGAAGAUGAAGAAGCUAGAGUGGUCGCUUUACGAGGACCGCCGCUACGAUUCGUGGCUGGAGAAAGACGCUGUCGCGGGCACAAGCACGCAAUGCGAGCCUCAGACACUAAAGCUACAGUCCAUGUACGUCGAAGUUGUCGCGACUCCGCUGACGGCAGACUUCUUGGAGGCCGUCUUGAAUGGUUGCCACGGCCUGCAGAGCCUGCACAUUCACGUCAUACGUAAGGAUGCUGUAGGAAUACCGAUGGGCGACGCCUAUAUCAGGCUGAAGGCGCCCAGGCCCGGUCUGCGCACCUUCCUUUGCACUUGCGAGCGGGUACCUCCGCCCAAAGGCCGGCUCUCACCGGAAGCCUCGUACAGCUUCAUCCGACUCGAGGAUGUUCGGGAAAUGAGGACGUCCCUUCAGGGAGUGCGCCGGGCGGUCGUGGCUGUGGAAGCCGACUCGGAAGCUGCCAGCCGCUUCCUCGGAGCAGCAAAGCACCCGGAGCACUGGAACGAUGUCAGGUCCCUCUCACUAGCCCUGCUGCUCGAACAGGUCCAGCUCGAACGCCUCCCGAGAGCUGCUCCCGGCUUCCUGAAACCAAUGCGGAAGUUUCUCCGAACGUGCCUCGCCAACAUCUCCGAGCUCAGCCUGACAAAGAGCCACUUCUCGCUCGUCUGCAACUUCUGCUCAGUCGUGGGCCCGGCCUUGUCUCAGCUGCGCUCGCUGGCCCUUCCACCGUGCGCCGUGAAUUCUCAUAACUCACUUCAGUGCCUGGCGCGAUGCUGCCUGUUCCUCGAGGAGCUGGACGUCAGCAACGACGAGACUCCUCCAUGCGCCGCCUGCAAAGUGCCUUUGAUGUUCACAGAGCGUGACUUCGAGUGCCUGCACAGGCAGACUAGGCUGUGGCGGCUGAACAUCGCUGAGACCGCGAGGAUCUUAUGUUUCAAGUUCCUACUUGGGUGCCGAGUCACCAACCUUCGCUUCAGCCUAGAUAGUCUGGUGAGUGACGCCGGCUCUGUCUUCUACUUCGGGCCUUGCCAUCUCCUUUGCGCAAAUGAACGGCUCUCUACGCUCACCAUAGAAGCACGCCACGUGAUGCUUGGGCAGAAGCCUUGCUUCGCUGCUAGACUCACUGCGGCAAAGGCUCUGCGCAGAUUGUGCCUGCUGACCGGAGCUCAGGCAACGGACAGCGCGGUGGCAAACUUUAUCGCACGCAUGGUGGAAGCAUUGCCACUGCUGCGAUUGGUUCAUGUGCACUACCUGGCUACCAGCUCCACGCUGAAAACCAUGUCGUGGAUCAGGCAGCACCACGCAGUCGUGAACACUCUGCCAAACGGCAAGAGGCUUCGUUGGCAAGGCCAGCUCUGUGACGACAGUCCCUGCGUGGGCCGCUACUGCUGCGCCACAUCAUUCAUCGGUGUGGCAAGGCCGAGGAACCGCUACUGAAAAAAAAAAAAACUUUCUCCGCACUACACCGCCGCCACUACCCGUUCGCCUAUCAUGGGGUAGAUUUCCUUCGGAAAUAAAUUCCAAGUGCAGCUAC